AAAUAUAAAAUUACGCGGUCUAUCACGUUUCCCCCUUUCUCUCUCCUCUCAUUCUCCUCUCUCUCUCUCUCUCUCUCUCUGUCUCUUCAUUCUUCUUCUCUCUUUGUCUCCGUCCAUGGCCAUCUGAGAGAAGCAACUGAACAUGAAUGGGGAGAAAUUGUAAUAAACGUAGCCGAAUCUAGGGCCUUUUUAGGGGUCUCAAUAUCCUUGACCUAACGCAUUCCCAGAGAGUGAAAGAGGAGGAGAGGGAAGUCAAAGGAAGAAGACGAUGUCGCCAUUUGACUCUCUGGAUGCGUUUCUUAUCUAUUCUAGCGGAGUUUUUUGUAGUCCUCUCGCUAUAUUUAUUCAGAUCCAGGGAUAUCUAAUUUGCUUAACUCUCGCUGUUGGAUGGGCUUUUGCUGCUUAUGUCAGGAGUAGAGAGAUUAGACAGAUGAAAGAUAGCAUGAAAGGCGGCAAUAGCUUUGCAUUUCUUAGUCACGAUAUUAAUGACCUCGAGCACUCUAAUCAGGUUAACCUGCCAAGAGUGACUGUUGUAAUGCCGUUAAAAGGCUUCGGGGAGCACAAUUUACAUAACUGGAGAACUCAGAUCACGUCCUUAUAUGGUGGUCCUUUGGAAUUUCAUUUUGUGGUGGAAAGUACGGAUGAUCCUGCUUACCAUGCUCUAAAUCGGUUACUAGCAGAUUUUAAGGAUGACGUUGAUGCAAAGAUUUUUGUAGCUGGGUUGUCAACAACUUGUAGUCAAAAAAUUCACAAUCAGUUGAUUGGGGUGGAGAGAAUGCAUAAAGACAGCAAGUAUGUGUUGUUUCUUGACGAUGAUGUUAGGCUGCAUCCUGGGUCAAUUGGAGCCCUCACAGCCGAGAUGGAAAAAAAUCCUGAGAUUUUUAUUCAAACAGGAUACCCUCUUGAUUUACCUUCUGGAAGUUUGGGAAGUUACUGCAUCUAUGAAUACCAUAUGCCUUGUUCGAUGGGGUUUGCUACUGGUGGCAAAACAUUUUUCCUGUGGGGAGGGUGCAUGAUGAUGCAUGCAGAUGAUUUUAGAAAUAACCGUCAUGGGGUGGUUUCGGAUCUUCGAGAUGGGGGAUAUUCUGAUGACAUGACUCUUGCAGCCAUAGCAGGGGCUCAUAAGAGGCUAAUUACAUCACCACCAGUUGCUGUUUUUCCUCACCCGCUGGCAAGUGAUCUUAGUUUCUCAAGGUACUGGAACUACUUGAGGAAGCAAACAUUUGUUCUGGAAUCAUACGCGACAAAGGUUAACUGGAUAAUGAACCGUGCAUUAUUUUCUUCCCACUGCUACCUAUCAUGGGGAUUUGUGGCGCCAUAUCUUAUGGCUGUCUUUCAUCUCGCGGCAGCACUAAGAAUUUAUUCUCUAGGGCAUUCAGUCGGGGAUACUGCCCAUACUUCUCGUGGCUUGACACUUGCAGGCUGCCUAGCUAUAUGCACUUUUAUAGAACUUCUCUCUAUGUGGAACUUGACCAGAAUAGAAGUUCAACUAUGCAACAUGUUAUCUCCUGAGGCGCUUCCGCUGUCCCUUGCCUCUUACAACUGGUGCCUUGUAUUUAUUGCGAUGCUGGUUGAUAAUUUCUUGUACCCUAUCUCCGCUUUUCGUUCACAUUUUUGUCAGUCCAUCAAUUGGUCUGGCAUUCGAUACCACUUGAAGGAUGGGAAGAUAAGUAAGAUUGACAGAAGCAAGGAUAAGGGACCGAAAUAUACGGAUUUGGGUGGGAAACGUUUAUAUGGAAAGAGAGGAGUUCAUCCCAACUCGUCCAUCUUUGGCUCUUGGUCAACAAAUCUGACCCAGUGGCGCCAGCCCAGGAAAUUUGAUGUCUAGAAAUUGGGCUUUUAACGAACACGGACUUAUCGAUGAAUCGUGGUGGCUUUCGGAACAACACUUCUUGGGAUUAUUCACGUCCUAGCACAUAGUUUGGCCAAUACAAUCCUUGAUUUAUUUAUGUGCUAUCAUUCAUUUGAUUGUUCAUUACCCAUUCAAUCAAUUGAUUAUUCAGCUUCAAUGUUCCCCACUGGUAGGUUACUUCACGUAGUUUAUUGUAAUGGUUUUCCUCAGUGAGUUACGCAUUUAGAACUCCAGU
Messenger RNA from Rhododendron vialii, 2087 nucleotides. RefSeq lists its product as uncharacterized. Gene Ontology annotation, cellular component: membrane. The coding region runs from base 269 to 1828 and encodes 519 amino acids. The record is from RefSeq and is a predicted model, not a curated record. NCBI's taxonomy places the organism in Eukaryota, Viridiplantae, Streptophyta, Magnoliopsida, Ericales, Ericaceae. The transcript has 14 exons. Gene Ontology annotation, molecular function: ceramide glucosyltransferase activity. Gene Ontology annotation, biological process: glucosylceramide biosynthetic process.